AUGACGUCCCGUAGUUACACAAAAUCUUACAGUCGUAAGGUCAGCAGUGUGACGCCUGGGAGUAUUCAAUUCGAUAAGCUUUUUAGAGAAAAUAGCAAUCGACCUUCUGCCGCUAAAUCAGCAGGCACUGUUGGAAAAUGGGGUAUAACAUCUUUCACGUCUAUCAGAAGCACAAAUAUCAAUGGAAGGAGAGAUGAUAUUCAUAAUACAUUCGGUGCAAAAAGAAUAAAACUUGAUUAUGGAAAUCAGAAUUCUCGUGUUAAUUCUGGGAAAGAUCCAUUUUCAUUUGAAACUGAUCCAGACAAUAAGCCUGAUGUUGCACCACCGGUUGUUAAACCUAAGAAGUUUUUUAAGAGUAGAAAUGUUCCACCUGCGAUAGAAGAAUCUCGCCAGGAUGUGGCAAUAUACAAACAAGUACCUGAUUCACAUUAUGGACGAGCUCGUCCUCAGAAAACUACUCCACAGCCACCACCAAAACAAUCUUUAACAAAAGUGUCAAAUGCUCCAGCUAAAAAAAUACCAGAGACUAUAGAAGGAACCAAUAAUGAUAUGACACCUAGUAGAGAAGAAGGAAAACCUCCUAUUGUAUUAAGAAUAUGUAAAGGUACAGCACGGUUAGUGUGUGGAAGUGUUCAAGCUACUCAAGAUGCUGAACCUGAAACAUACAGAAUUUCAACACCACUUAUGAGUCCCACAAAAGUAGAUAUCGAACGUAAGAAUACUAAUACAGAUGCACUUAAAACUGAUCAUAAAACAGUUCGUUCCCAUCAACCUAUUAUCUCUACAGUUUCAAUACCCUUAGAAAAUUCGGAAAUGAGAAGAACUACUCGUAGUCGAGCAAAAAAUUUGCAUUUAGAUUUAACAUCUUCUGUUGUAUCUGCAACACCAGUAACUCCUAAUUCGCAUAGUUCUGGUCUUUCUUUAACCCUUAGAAAAUCUGUUACUGAUUCCAAUAACACCUUAAUAUCACAUUAUGAUAUUGUUAAGACUGAUUGUGGUUCAACAUAUGCCUGUAAACCAGCAAUUGAACCAUUAAUUGGGCGUGAUCAACCACUGCCAACUACAACUCAAGAACUGAUUGAUAUAUUAUCAAGUGAUUCUGAUCCUAUGCAAACAAGACCAAUAAUAAUAAAUGCACCAGAAACUGAAGAAACUGCUGGAGUUGUUCCAGAUGAAGUUCAACAUUGUUCUAUAGAUAUUCCAACAAAUGAAGUAAUAUCUGAACCUACUUCACAGUCUGAAUCUACUUUACAAUCUGAAACAGUUAUUGCUCCAGAACCAGAACCAGAACCGGAACCAGAACCAGAACAAGAGUUGGAGCCUGAACCAGAACCAGAAAUGGAGCCAGAACCAGAACCUGAUCACGAGACAGAAAAUGAACAACCACCUCGAACUAGUGAUAACGACACAGCCACAGCUAAAGCCUUAGUCGAUCAAGAUUGGUUUUCUGGAAGUGAUGAUAGUGAAGGUGUAAGUGGUAAUGCAGAAAGUGAUGUGGCAUUACAUGUAACAAGUACAGUUACAGAGUCUCAACCACAAAAUACUCCAUCUGCAACUUCUGUUCAAAAACCUGCUACCAAAAAGGGUAGUAUUUUUAAGAGUCGUUCAACAGGUGCAACGAAUGGAAAUAAAAGAAGAGCUCUGUACAAACAUAAAUGGUGUGAUAGUGACAAAGAAUCUAAUAGUACGGAUACUGUUACUGUUGGAAAUAAUACACCAACUACUGCUUCAGGAUCCCAUAGUAGUACAGGGCCUGUAGCAUACGAAGAAGAAUUUGAUCCUUCACAGCUUACAAGAGUUGUAACAUAUCCUGAAGCUGUUGCAGGUUUUGAAGAUGAAUCUGAUGCUAUAACUAGUGUGCGUUGUGGCAAAAAAGUUAAGGGUUUCUACACUGUAGUAAAGAAUGUGAAAAAAGCUCAUCAAAUUCAAGAAAGUGGAGAGUUUCAAGAGUUUAAUGAUGAUGUUGAAUAUAUAUUAGACACUUUAAGAGAGAACAAUCCAAAUGCUACUCGUUGUCUUUCAGCCAUACGAUUAGCAAGCAAGUGUAUGGCACCUGCAUUUCGAAUGCAUGUACGUGCUCAUGGAACUGUUGCUAAGUUUUUCAAAGCACUUCAUGAUGCAACUAAAGAUCAGAGCCUUGCUUUAUGUACAGCAACAGUAAUGUUUGUACUAAGUCAAGACCGUUUAGCUAUGGACUUAGAUCGUGAUUGCUUGGAAUUAAUGUUAAGUUUGUUAGAAUCUGAUGCCAGUCACAAAGAUGCACUUGAUGAUUGUGGCCUUAGUCGGGCUGAAUUGUUAAAAAAUAAAGAAAAAGUGCGUCAAUUGUGCGCUGACAUUCAAGCUCAAGGACAUGCGAAACAUCUAAAUCUUGAUAACAUAACUGUUGGCCAACUUGCUAUGGAGACACUUCUUAGUCUUACAUCAAAACGUGCUGGUGAAUGGUUUAAAGAAGAACUUAGAGAAUUGGGAGGAUUAGAACACAUUGUUAAAACAAUCAGGGAUUGUCACCGUCAUAUUAAUGCUCAGGAUAUUACAAGGUCUGGUUGGUCAGAUCCUUUAUUAGAUAAAUUACGUAAAGUUGAUAGAUGUCUACGUGUAUUAGAAAAUGUUACUCACAUGAAUGAGGAAAAUCAAGUAUAUUUAUUGAAAUACGAGAACGGAGUUUUAGUCAACACAUUAGCAAAUUUGUACCAUCUUUGUGGACAAGAAAUUCCUAUUUAUCCAACCAUAGAUCCGAGUGAUAAGACUUCUACUGGUGCUGUUAUUAGAGAGUGUCUGUUCGCUAUUAUUAAGGUUCUCAUUAAUCUUACACAUCGAUUUAAUAGACAAUCUUUUGGAAGUAAAUCGGUAGGAUCGCAAACAGGUGUUUUGGAUUGCAGUCUAUAUCUCUUGUUACGUGUUCCGGAGUCACUUCCCGAGGAAAAACGUUUCGACAUGAUGAUGUUGGCUUUGAUUUUAUUAAUAAAUUUAGUGGAACAGUGUGAUGAUAAUAAACAACUUCUUAUCGAUUCUAAAGCUCCUCCAUCACCAGAAAAUAUUUUUGACGCAUCUGAAGAAAGUGGAGUGGAAUCUUUAAUCGAUCUUUUUUACAAACAAGAGGAAUUAGCUCGUGCUGAAGAACAGAAGACAGAUGCUAUUUUAGACGGGAAAAAAGAUUCUGAACAAACAGAGACCGUAUCGACUACAACUAAAUCUCAAGAAGAAUUUAUUGAAGAAACUGUUACAAAAUUAUUACAAAAGGCAGGACGUCAUAUGGAACAUACUUUAAUAGGAGCGUAUGUAGUACUCUUACUUGGUUACUUAAUAAUGGAUAAUAAGGAUUAUGAAUCGUUGGUACGCAGUAGACUUCCAGAUAAUAAUUUUACUGCUAUGGUGUCUGUACUUCAGAAAUUUUUCAAUUUCAUGAAUCUAACGGCAUCGAAUGAAGUAAGUAGUUGCGGAAUCGCUGCUACUGAAAAGGUGAUUAAGUUCCUAAAGAUGUCGGAUGCCAGAGUUGAAGAAGAGAAGAAUGAACUACCAUUACCAGCAUUAGAAGAUCCAAACAUAAUGCUUGAUUUAUCUUCGUCUUGAUUGAUGUCUUCUACAAAUAUUUGACAUUUUUUAUUAUCCUGGCAUACAAAGAAAGCCAAAGUUAUACGUGUCCAACGAAGGGAAUUCUUUCUAUCGCAGUAUGAAUGGACCUGUUUCAUAUUGACCAUAUAUUUUGAUAUAUAUUUAUUCAUUUACGUAAUUUAUUGCUGUACCUUUCAUUAAAUUGACUUAUUUUCCCCCUAGUAGCAGUAAUACGUUAGAUUUUAAGCGUAAAUUGUUAAUUAAUCGCGCAGGAAACUAAUACUAUAAGAAACGCGCUUUGUAAUUACGCAUACAGCUUACUUAAGUUCUUUGCUGGCGUGUAUGUAUUAUUAUGAUACCAAUUGAUCCGUAAAUCAAUCCUUUUUAUUUUUUUUUUCUUUCAAAUUUUUUAUCUGGCAAGAACAAGAACGUGAGGUGUAACCAGCUUGUCAGAUUUUAAUUUGUUUGCUGUAAAAUAACGCAUAAAUGAAAAAUUUUACUGAUUACGUUUAAAACUUGAAUUUAAUCUACCUUGUAAGUUCUUAAUUACGUAAUUGGCGAGGUGUUGGAGUUCGUCAUAACCCGAUUAAAAUUUUGAGAUAGCAUUAUUAUGUAAGUUUAUUUUAAUAUUAAAGAUUAUACUAUAAGCCUUGUAAAUGAAACUUUAUAAAUUAUAAUUGUAUCUUAAAUUCACAGUUUCGAGUUAUUGGAUCCCAUUAGCAGGCGUAUAAUUUCGCGAACACUUCGAAUAAUGUGUUCUGCCUGAUAAAGUAAGGGAAAGAAUGAGAGAUAUAUUACAUUGUUAUGUAUAUGCAAUAAAUUAGCUUGGAACACUAUAGAUCUGUA
Messenger RNA from Nomia melanderi (Alkali bee), 4398 nucleotides. It is a transcript of the gene wapl, whose product is annotated as cohesin release factor wings apart-like. Lineage: Eukaryota; Metazoa; Arthropoda; Insecta; Hymenoptera; Halictidae. The record is from RefSeq and is a predicted model, not a curated record.